AGGAUGGAGGAGGAGCUGGCUUGGGAGACCCACGGCUUGCUUCCCCUGGAGAGACAGCUCCAUGAGGCCUCACGUUGGAAUCAGGUGGAGAGGAUGAAGGAGCUGUUUGAGAAGAGGGUCAACAUCAGGGCUAGAAACCACGUGGGCAGAGUGGCCCUACACGGGGCUGCAGGAGCUGGGCAUGUGCAGGCUGUGCGGCUGCUCCUGGAACACGGGGCUGCUGUGGACGACGUGGACUCGUUUGGGAUGAACGCACUCCUCCUGUCUGCCUGGUUCGGCCACUUGCAGAUUGUACAGAUCCUGGUCAAUGCUGGGGCCAAGGUCCACUGUGAAAGCAAGGAUGGCCUGACCUUACUACACUGUGCUGCUCAGAAAGGCCACGUGCCUGUGCUGGCCUUUGUCAUGGAAGACCUGGAGGACGUGACCUUGGACCAUGCAGACAAGCUGGGAAGAACAGCGUUUCACAGAGCCGCUGAACAUGGACAGCUGGAUGCUCUGGACUUCCUCGUGGGCUCUGGCUGUGACCACAGUGUCAAGGACAAGGGCGGAAACACAGCCCUGCACCUGGCUGCCACCCAGGGACAUGUGGAUGUGCUACAGAGACUUGUGGACAUCGGGCUAGAUCUGGAAGAACAGAACACGGAAGGCCUGACUGCUUUGCAUGCAGCCACUGAAGGGAUCCACACCAACUGUGUGAUGCUUCUUCUCAGAGCUGGGAGCAACGUGAAUGCCCUCACCCAGAAAAGGCUGAGCUGUCUCCACUAUGCAGCCCUCAGUGGCUCUGAGGACAUGUCCCGGGCACUCAUCGAGGCGGGAGGGUGCACAAAUGUGGCUGACAAGCAGGGCACUACUCCUCUGCACCUUGCUGUGAAGCACAACUUCCCUGGCCUCGUCCAGCUCCUCAUAGAUGCCCACAGUGAUCUGGAUGCAGUGGACAUUAGGCAGCAGACUCCCCUCCACCUGGCCGCCGAGCAUGCCUGGCAGGAUGUAGCAGAGAUGCUUCUCAUUGCUGGCGCUGACUUAAGCCUGAGAGAUAAGCAAGGAAAAACAGCAUUGGCAGUGGCCGCCCGUAGCAACCAUGUCAGCCUCGUGGACAUGAUCAUAAAAGCUGAUCGUUUCUACCGAUGGGACAAGGACUGCCUUUCAUGCAGGGAUGGCAGCCACCUCUCUAGGAAGAACUUAACCUUUAAACAAGACCAUCGGCAGGAGACUCAGCAGCUCCGCUCCGUGCUUUGGCAACUGGCCUCCCGGUAUCUGAGGCCCAACGAAUGGAAGAAACUGGCCUAUGCCUGGCAGUUCACAGAGCCUCAUGUCUGUGCCAUUGAGCAGCAGUGGACAGGAACCAGGAGCUACCAGGAGCACGGUCACCGGAUGCUGCUCAUCUGGCUGCACGGUGUGGCCACAGCCGGGAAGAACCCCAGCAAAGCACUGUUUGAGGGCCUCGUGGCCAUUGGCAGGAGAGACUUGGCCGAUCUCUGGGGUUCUGAGGACCCCACUAAGCUCCUGAUGAAUCCCAGGGACACCUGCAGUCACCUCAGUAUGCAGCUGUAAACCUGUUGCUUUGAGGCAGCCAUUGUCCUGCCAAAAGCCUUGGUUUUUAUUUAAGGAGUAGGUUCACUAUAGAUCUGGAACUCACCAUGUGGACCAGGCUGGCCUCAUGAACACAGACAUCUUCCUGCUUCUGCUGUGCUAAGGAUUAAAGGUAUGCACUACCAUGCCCACUUACUUAAAGUUUACUAUGUGUGUGAGCAUGUACACGUGACAGCACACAUGUGCAAGGCAGAAGACAAUUUGCAGAUAUGGUUCUCUUCUUCCACUGUGGGUUCUGGGGCUUGAAGUCAGGUCUCGGGCUGGUGUGAGAAGGGAUUUUGCCUGCUGAACCGUCUUGCUGGCCUAAGAUCUUUGCUUUCUGUGAUUAUAGUUAAGGUGUUUUUUCCAGCUUUAUAUCGAUAACUUCCCAUAACUUAAUUUUUUUCAAAAUGUUAAUUAUAGCUUUCUACUAUGUAUGACUCUUAUAAACUUUCUAAUAUGUAGACUGAAUAAAAUCUUACAUAU
Messenger RNA from Arvicanthis niloticus (Nile rat), 2055 nucleotides. Lineage: Eukaryota; Metazoa; Chordata; Mammalia; Rodentia; Muridae. The record is from RefSeq and is a predicted model, not a curated record.